Pelagomonas calceolata is the source of this 1670-nucleotide messenger RNA. The record is from the annotation of a GenBank genome assembly. Lineage: Eukaryota; Pelagophyceae; Pelagomonadales; Pelagomonadaceae.
GCCAUGCUGGUGGCAGGGCAUGCAUCCGAAGCCAUCGGCAGCUUCGCGAAGCGAACACGAACAAGGCAGCCGCGCCGCAUCCGCCGCACGCCAUCGAGCAGUUUCAUCACUGCCGCAAAGGGCUGCCCCAAUGCUCGCAGCCAUCACCGAUCCAUUGACCGUGGCCCUUGGGGGAGCUAAGCCCCUGCCAGAGACGGCGUCGCAGUGGCAGGGAUGGAGCGUCACGGACCUGAGGACGGACGGAGGAUGGCGCCGGAGCAGCCUCGUUGUAAAUGGAGACGGCCUCGGCGCCGACGAGGUCGCAUUAUCGUACGCGUGCGAGUACGAGGGCCAGGCCACGCAGGGCGCCGCCGUGCGCAGCCGGGCGCAGCUCCUGAGGCUGCACGCGACCUUGGUGCACGACGCUCCUGGUAGCUUGGUCCCGCCGCUAACCCUGGAGAACGAGCAGGGCGUCGACGCGUUUGCCCAGGGAUUGCUGAGGCAUGGACGACUGAGGCGGUGUCGCGCGGCGGUCGCGUUUCUCGUCGAUCUCGAGGGCUUCGAGAAAAUCGCCAGUGAGCUGCUGGAGCUCGGUGAAGAAGUAGCUCCAUUAGGACCUCGAUUGGCCCUCCACGAGGCGACGCGGGACAAGCACGCGAACAUCGACGCCGACGAGACGGCCGCCGUCAUCGCCGACAUCCUGGAGUGGCGCCGGGGCCAGGACGACGCGUUGCUGGAAGCUAAACGGCGCGUCGAGGUCUUGCAGCGCAGCGAAGGCGACCUGUCGGGCGCGUGGCAGGCCGUGCUGCCCUGCGUGGAUAUCAAAUUUCAGCCCCUCCACGCCAUCGACGCGAUCUCUCGACACAGGCGCUGACGGCGACGUUCUGGGCCGGCGAGCAGAAGGUCACGUCGGAGCAAAACCUGAGCGUGCUCGGCGACGCGGCGCAGCGGCGGGCGCAGAUCUGCGCGCAGCAAGCGUUGCAUCAAAGCCCCUGCGAGGAGACCCUGCUUGCUUUGGAUGAUGCGCGGGGCCACCUCAAGAGUGUGGCGCUCGCGGCGCUCGCCGUCGACCGCCUCCGCCGCCGGGGUCUUCUGAUGAGACAGCGGCGGGAGCGGGCCCACGCCUCCUACACGGCGCGCAAGACGAAGCUGGAGGCGGCGGAGCGCGCCGACGAGGCCGCGGCCGAGAUCGAGGUGCCCGAGGACGACGUCCCCGACCCAGAACGCUCAACUUUGUCCCUGGCGCUGUCCGCCGUCGCGUUGCGGGCCCAGGCCCAGUACCAUUCGUUGGGAGCGGCCAUCGAGACGGACCUCAAUGCUGCGCGGAGGGCGGAGGAAGAGGCCUUCAACGCGGACCGCGCCGUGACCGAGGCCCGAAAACGCUUCGCGUCGGAAGUUGCCGCUUUUUUGGACCGGUUCAACGUCGUCCGCGCGGCGGUCCUCGCGCGGCUGCUGGAAGCCUCCGCGGAGCACGCGGAGCGGCGGCGGCGCGCGUCGCAGGAGGUCCUCGACGACUUCCGCGGGUCGAUCGGCGAGCGGUCGCCGCCCGCUUCUCCCUCGAGAAUAGCCGUCGAGGCGCCGUCGCGGCGGGCCGCGGAACGAAGGGCGGCGGCGGGGACCGUGAUGUAAUAGCUUGCUUUGCUUCUUCUACCCCACCCGCACGCCGUCGCCGCGACACGAAAAGAUAAAAC